This is a messenger RNA of Schizophyllum commune H4-8, 489 nucleotides long. RefSeq lists its product as uncharacterized. The record is from RefSeq and is a predicted model, not a curated record. The coding region runs from base 1 to 489 and encodes 162 amino acids. Lineage: Eukaryota; Fungi; Basidiomycota; Agaricomycetes; Agaricales; Schizophyllaceae. The transcript is spliced from 3 exons.
AUGUACGACCCCGUCUUGAAGGCAUCCUCGAUUCCUUCGUUGACAAGGCGGAUUCCGCACCCUGUUGACCCUGCAAAAGAGCGCACGUCUGCUGCUUUAGCUAGUACAGUCGGACUUCAGUCCGUUGGCGUUCACUUAUGCACGCUCGCGCCGCAUACACAAUCGUCGACGAUCCAUUGGCACGAGAUAGACGAGGAAUGGUUCUACAUCCUCUCUGGAAAUGCUAAGCUCGUUCUGUACGACUCCGAUAGCAAGACGGAGACAGAGCGCGAAGUUGGACCAGGCGACUUCGUAGGCUGCAAAGCUGGAACAGAAGGCAAAGCAACGGCGCAUGCGUUCAGAACGACAGACGAGGAGAUGAAGUAUCUCUGCGGAGGGACUAACUGCGAAAAAAGGGACAACAAAUUCUUCUGGAUCAACCGCACUAACGGCGACAUGACGUGGGGUGACUCCGAAGCGCUGAGCAGCAAGCCUCCCGCGAGUGCAUGA